AUGAUGAACUGCGAGUGCAUUCAAGUCGACAACUCUAUUGAAUCAGUUAAGAAAGCUCUCAAGAUCUUCUCUAAGAACCUCAGACGCGAUUUUCUUGUCAUUCUUGUUAAGAUUAUUGCAAUUGAGCUUAAAACGCAUACAAUCCGUAAGGAUUGGCGUACCAGAGAAGGUUCUCUUGAGUAUCUCUCUAAGAACUGGUUGUUCUUUAGAGAGUGCUUCAGUACAAAACCUGGAUUGUUCUGGUUUUGUACAAACUUCGAUUCAUUUGAAGGUAUACUAUCCAAUAGAGAUUUUGUCAUCUUUAUGUAUAGAAACUGGUAUGAAUACUCACAUUUCAUCUCAACACCAGAAUUUUUAACAUUUUUACGUUCCAAUGCUAGAUUAGUUCUUAAUUGUAUUAAGGACAAAUCUCUUGUUUCCCCAGAUUUCCCAGAGUCCUCCAUUGCUUCCAGUUUCAUAGAAAUGUUGGAUUCCUUCCACCAAAGAAAGACAGAGAUGGUUACAAGGUCCGCCAUAAAGAAGAUAUCCAAAGAUGCCGAUUCCACAAGUCCCGAGAUCCCAGAAGCUCAAUCUCCCACCUCCGAACCUAUAAUUGACCAAAAAUCCCCAAUAGACAUUGCCAUAGAUCAGAUCCUCCAGUCCGUUGCCCUAGAUUCAGAUGACUUGUUCGCAUUCGAUGUCAAUCCUAUCCAUGAAGCCAAAUAUUUAGAUGUUUUUAUGUGUUAG
This is a messenger RNA of Trichomonas vaginalis G3, 726 nucleotides long. RefSeq lists its product as uncharacterized. The transcript has a single exon. NCBI's taxonomy places the organism in Eukaryota, Parabasalia, Trichomonadida, Trichomonadidae. The coding region runs from base 1 to 726 and encodes 241 amino acids. The record is from RefSeq and is a predicted model, not a curated record.